CAGCAAAAGUACCGUCCCUUAGUCCCAGCUGGCCACUUCCGCGUGGAUGCUGGCGGACCUCCGAGAAAGGCUCAAGAAGGCCGGAUUGGCUGCCGCAGGAGCCAGUCAAAUAAGCUCUAUUUUGUGGGCAAAGCUCACCAAGAAGCGGGGAGAGCCCUUUUGACGCUGAAAGGGAGCCAUUUUCCCGGUUGGAGCAUCCAAUAGACGUAGCUUCCAGACCAACCAAUCAGCAGUGGUGUUGGGAAGGCAGGGCGGUGUGUGUAGGGGCGGUCCAGGAGGAAGCAGAGUCCAAUAAAAAGCCCGAGUGCUCGAGGGGCCGUGCUGCGGCCCAAUUGGCGUCUCUAUUGGACGAGCCAAUCAACAGCGGCGCUGGUCUGGCGCGGGGUCAGAGUCGCGGAGGCGGAGCAGGCGCUGCGGCAGGAGGGAAGAUGGCGGACGAGGAGAAGCUGCCGCCCGGCUGGGAGAAGCGUAUGAGUCGUAGCUCAGGCCGGGUAUACUACUUCAAUCACAUCACCAAUGCUAGCCAGUGGGAGCGGCCCAGCGGAGGCAGCACUGUUGGAGGCAGCAGCAAGAAUGGCCAGGGUGAGCCUGCCAGGGUGCGCUGCUCACAUCUACUGGUGAAGCACAGCCAAUCUCGGAGGCCCUCAUCCUGGCGGCAGGAAAAGAUCACCAGGAGCAAGGAGGAGGCCCUGGAGCUGAUCAAUGGCUAUAUCCAGAAGAUUAAGUCAGGAGAAGAAGACUUUGAAUCUCUGGCCUCACAGUUCAGUGACUGCAGCUCUGCCAAAGCCAGGGGAGACCUGGGUGCCUUCAGCAGAGGUCAGAUGCAGAAACCGUUUGAGGAUGCAUCGUUUGCUCUACGGACAGGGGAGAUGAGUGGUCCAGUGUUCACGGAUUCAGGCAUUCAUAUCAUCCUACGCACAGAAUGAGGGCAGGCACCUGGCAAGCCUGCACGGGCUGCCACACAGCCCAUGGACGCCCUUCCUGCUACUGUCACACAGUAUUUAUUGUUCCUAAAAUGACUGGGAGUGGGGCUCUGAGAUGGGGACUCUGAGCAUCCCGCUCCCUGUUUGCCCCCAUUUGGGGCUGUCCUAGCCAGGCUCCUUCUGGAGGAAUUGACUUCAGAAGGGCAGUGGGGGUGGGGAGGCCCCCAGGCUCAGGGGAUCAGAGGUGACCUGAUCCUCCAGGUCUCAGAGGCAGGCAGGAGGGCCUUUUUUCUUGUUAGUUAUAUGCACCAUUCCUCUGUUCAGCUGCAAAAAGCAGACGCUCCAUACCUGGCGAUGCAGCAGCUCAGCCUCGGUGCGAUGCAGCACCCUAUGCACCUUCCAUUAAAUCUGGAACCACUG
Molecule: messenger RNA, 1343 nt
Organism: Mastomys coucha (southern multimammate mouse)
Lineage: Eukaryota; Metazoa; Chordata; Mammalia; Rodentia; Muridae
Gene: Pin1
Product: peptidylprolyl cis/trans isomerase, NIMA-interacting 1
Exons: 4
Coding region: 429-926 (165 amino acids)
Cellular component (GO): nucleus; cytosol
Molecular function (GO): peptidyl-prolyl cis-trans isomerase activity; protein binding
Source: RefSeq, a predicted model, not a curated record